AUGGCAUUUCAAAGACCCCGACCCCCCAAGAGACAAAGUCUCCUUUCUUCGAAAGAUCGAACAAUCCAUAGAAUAGCCACCGAUAGAGAACUCGAGCUAGAACAAAUUAACCAGAUUUUGAGAGAUGAAUUAUCUGUUGAAAUUUCUCAUAAUAAAGCUAACGAAAAAUGGAUAUCUCGGUUGGAACGUGAUCUUAUUAAUUGCGAGAAAGAGAUCAAUCGCAAAGAUGUUGCUAUUGUGGCAUCUAACGAAGAAAUUAAGGAGUUUCAGACUGAGAUCUCGUCUUUAAGAAAAGAGUUUUUGAAGCAUAGAAUUAGGGUAAUUACAUCUCGUGAGAAUUCGCCAAUUCGCGGACAAUCUCCAGACCAAGAUAUAACAUCAGAUAAUAUGGCUCGCACUAGACAAGCUAGAACUAUUGAAGAUUAUUUGGCUGAUGUUCAAGAUGGUAUACAACGAAUUUUAGCACAAUUCACACCAACAAACCGCCUCCGCAUACCUACUGAAAGAUUGGUCAAUGGGAUUGAUGGAUCAUUAAAUAAUAUUAGACGCCUCACUGGAGACUUGCGUCAAAACCAUGCUCAACUCAAUACACGCCAUAAUACAUUACGACAAAAUUUUGAUAAUAUCAGAAAUGAGCGAGAUGCUUUACGAGCUCAAACAAAUCUCGAUCAACAGAAUCUCAAUAUAUUUGGCCAACAAAAUAUUAUAUUGCGAAGGCAGUUAGAGGAGAUAGAAAAAUCUCGCAAUUUUUGGAAAUUGAAUGCUAUCUAUAUCAAAGCUCAAAAAGAUAGGCACAUUAGCGAGUUGUUACAUAAACAAUUUGCAUUACAACUUUUGAAUAAGCGAUCAAACCAGCAAUUGCAAAGGCAGUUACAACAAUGCCAGGCUGAUAAUGGAUUAUUAGAAUAUAAUCGAGAUCGGCUCUUUGAUAGAUAUUACAAUAAAUUCAAAGAUCGAAAGGCAAGUCAUAUCAAGUGGAAAAAUAGGGAGCAAUAUGAUGAGGAUAUUGAUAUUUUUAUUAGUCGAUUAUCGUCAUAUCUAGCUGGCACUGGUAUAAAUCCAGUUGGAGCUCGAGAUCAAGCAUUUGGUAUUCUUCGGGGAUGUUUAUCUGGGCGAGCAUUAGAAUGGUUUGAUCGAAAAAUUCUUGGUAAGCGUUGGGAACUUCAUAAUAUUUUUGCAAAUCAUGGUCAGGCUGGUAUGGGUAAUCUCCGGGCUCGCACUAUGGCACAAAUGAAUACUAGCAAUAGUUUUAGAAACCCUUCAAUCGCUCACGACUAUGCGAAUAUUGCUGGUAAUAAUGCAGUAACAGUAGGAGUUUCAAUGAUUCCAGCUGAAGCUUUUACUGAAGAUUGGCGCUUAGCUGGGGGGCAACCAUCAGAUAGACCUGUUAAUGCAAUAAAUGCUGGUAAUAACAAUCCAAUAGUAUUUGGAGAUAUUCGAAUUGGUCAAGCAUUAUAUUGGCUUAGAACUCAAUAUCCCACAGUAAUUAGUGAGAAACGCAAUUUAGUUUAUGGAUCAUUAGUUCAGGGGAGUGAACCUAUAGGAGAAUUUUACUCAAAACUCUUAAAAUAUGGGAAAAUGCUUAAUCUUGACGAGCAACAAAUUAAGGGUCAAUUUCUACGAGGUCUAUCUCCAGACUUGGAGGACGAUGCAGAGCGCAUAGGUACUGAACAGCCAUUAGCUGAUCUUUUUGAAAUUUUGGAACGGAUUGAAAUGCGGAGAGCAGAGAAAAAAUUAGGAUUGGUUACUAAAAUACCCCAGUCUGGUUAUAAAUCGUCAACUAAAUCUCAUGGUAAAGAUAAUUACUCAAGCAACACGGGUAUGACCAAAGAUGAAAUAGAAAACUUCGUAAAAUCUAUCAUGGCAUCCACACAAUCUCAACCUGUCUCACAAACUAUCUCUUCUAAACCUCAGGAGAACCAGAUCACGCUUUCACAAGAUGAAUUCAAAAAAAUUAUAGUGAGUUUAAAGGGAUCUAUUGCUAAAGGACAGCAGACCUUGAAGAAACUCCCUGGACCAGGAAAACGAAAAGCUGAUGAUCUUGCUAUAGACCGUUUUUUAGAAAGUUUACCGGAUAAGACAGGUUUACCAGGAGAAGAUUAUGACUAUGAUCCGGUUGAAGAUUUGAGAUUACAGUUUGAGCAGUUGGAUAUCAAUCAAGCAAAAUUAGCUCGAGUAAUACAUGCAGUUUUAAAAUCUUCUCGAUACAAAUGUUCAGAGUGUGGUAAAUCAGGUCAUAAUUCCCGCAAUUGCCCUAAAAAUAAAAAGAAGAGCAAGUCUAGACGUUCUAACAAAAGCAGAUCCAAGAAAAAAGACAUGCUCGAAAAGGUCUUACUCCCACAUCAGUUAGAGAAACUUAAAUCUGAAGAUAAAUACUUAACUACUCCAGAUUUUGUAAAUUAUCGAGAACCAAUAUCAGAGAUACUAGAAUCAGAUGGUGAAGAGGAGAUGCUGGACGAUCCUAUGGAGAUAGACUUUGUUCGAAGAAAGGAACCUACCACAAGCCUUGCAACUAUACCGGUUAAAAUCAAACGCUUAAAAAUUCCAGCAUUGGUAUUAGAUAGUGGAGCUGAACCUCCCAUUACGUCAGAAGACAUUGUUAAACGAGUAAAUUGGCCAAUUGAUAAAUCAGAAAAAUAUGAUCUUAGUGGGGUUGCUACAGUUCCAACAGAAUCUAUUGGUAUUGCUCGUAAUUUUCCAAUAACAUUCCCUCCAGGUUUUACUAUACGUGAAGAUUUUGUAGUUGUACGUGUCCCUAAACCAACAUUGAUAUUUCCAAAUCCACUUCUCAAGAAAUAUAAAUGUGCUAUAGAUUGGGGUAAAGAUGAGUUGAAAAUUCCUUUUAAUGGAAAGGAUCACAUUAUUCCUGUUACUAUGCACAAAGUCAAGAAUAAACUUGAAGUAAAUUGUGCUACCGUAUCUCAGAAUAAUAAGCCUUUGAUAUCCGAUCAAAUUUCUCAAGAGGUCGAUAGUGAUAAGAAUAACAACGUACCAUUAGAAGAAUGGCAUGCUCCUGUGGGUUUCAGCCCAGAUUCUGAUGAUCCGUCGUUAAAAAAAAACGCAUGA
This is a messenger RNA of Paraglomus brasilianum, 3066 nucleotides long. NCBI's taxonomy places the organism in Eukaryota, Fungi, Glomeromycota, Glomeromycetes, Paraglomerales, Paraglomeraceae. The record is from the annotation of a GenBank genome assembly.